Acinonyx jubatus (cheetah) is the source of this 2571-nucleotide messenger RNA. It is a transcript of the gene TAF1B, whose product is annotated as TATA-box binding protein associated factor, RNA polymerase I subunit B. The coding region runs from base 569 to 2335 and encodes 588 amino acids. NCBI's taxonomy places the organism in Eukaryota, Metazoa, Chordata, Mammalia, Carnivora, Felidae. Gene Ontology annotation, biological process: RNA polymerase I preinitiation complex assembly; nucleolar large rRNA transcription by RNA polymerase I. The record is from RefSeq and is a predicted model, not a curated record. Gene Ontology annotation, molecular function: RNA polymerase I core promoter sequence-specific DNA binding. The transcript has 16 exons. Gene Ontology annotation, cellular component: RNA polymerase I core factor complex; RNA polymerase transcription factor SL1 complex.
CUCUCUUGUCUGGAUUAAGACUCUCCUGACUUGCCUCUCAACUUCUACCUUUGCCCCCAUCGGUGUCUUCUCCCCGGAAGGCUCAGACUGAUCUGUCAAACAUUAAGAAACUGAGGCACAGAAAACGGUGAUUGAAUCCGGGUCUACCGCGAAAACGUGUUCUUCCCUCCAGAACCCCAGGCCUCUCCCGUGCAAAGCCAGCGCGGAGUGGAGACCCGGGAGCGCUCCGAGUCCACGCUGGGGACCGUCGGCCGCGCCACCGCCUCCCUCGCCGCGCGCAGCGGGAAGACGGUUCUGCAGCGAGCGGAGCGGGACUGAAUGGGCUCGGUGUGAGGCACCGCCCCGUUUCUUCCCGGUCGGCUCGGGUUACGACGACUAGGAGAGGAAUGCAGUCUGGGAGGGGGCCGCGGGGCCGGCGGGGCUUCCCUCCCGGAGCCGGCGGGGACCUCCCCGAAGCCCCAGGCGCCCGGAAUGCAAAGCCGCGGUCUCGGUUUCCGCCCGGCGGGCUCCGCCCGGCGCUCCCGGAAGCUGCGCUCGCUGCCCGGGUAACGGGCCCCGCGGCGCCGCGAUGGACCUGGAGGAGGCGAAAGAAUUCAAAGAAAGAUGCACUCAGUGUGCUGCUGUCUCUUGGGGUCUUACUGAUGAAGGCAAAUAUUACUGCACUUCUUGCCACAACGUUACAGAAAGAUCAAAGGAAGUCAUAAACACUGGGGCUAUUCCUAAUACGAAAAUACAAGCCAUCAACCGGGGACUUAAAAGAAAAAGAAAACUUGAGAGAGGCUGGGAUUGGUAUGUGUGUGAAGGUUUUCAGCACAUACUUUAUCAACAAGUGGAAGCCUUAAAGACCCUUGGAGUGGGCCCAGAACUAAAGAAUGAAGUUUUACAUAAUUUUUGGAAGCGCUACCUUCAGAAGAGCAAGCAGGCCUAUUGUAAAAACCCAGUUUGUAGAAGAAAAGUUACGGUAUUAGAAGAUAACCAAAGUCAUUCAGACUGGGAUAGCGAGCCUGAGCUGCUGCGUGACUUCAGCUGCCCUUCUUUUGCUGAAAGUGGAACAGAGUCUCAGCCUGAUGGUCUUGCUCAGAAGCCUUUCCCCAUCAGCAAAGCAUCACAAUCAGAAACAGCAUCCAUCUGUUCUGGAUCUCUUGAUGGAGUGGAAUAUUCGCUACGAAAGGAGAAGGGGAUCGUGAAGAUGACGGUGCCGAGGACACUUGCCUUCUGCUACCUGUCACUGCUGUGGCAGAGAGAGACAGUUACUCUCUCAGAUCUUUUGAGAUUUGUUGAAGAGGGACACAUUCCUUACAUAAAUGCUUUUCAGCAUUUUCCAGAAGAGAUGAAAUUAUAUGGGCGUGACAAAGGAAUCUUUGCUAUAGAGUCUUGGCCUACCUAUGAGGAUAUCUAUAAAAAGAUGAUUGAAAUUGCCAAAUUCUUAGAUUUGCCACGUUUUCCAGACAUAACUGAAGACUGCUAUCUUCAUCCAAACAUCUUGUGUAUGAAAUACUUGAUGGAAGUCAAUCUCCCUGAUGAAAUGAAUGAUUUAACCUGCCAAGUGGUAAAAAUGACUGGAGUAGGAGAAGUGGAUUUUCUGACAUUUGACCCCAUAGCUAAAAUGGCAAAAACUGUUAAAUAUGAUGUACAAGCUGUCGCCGUUAUUGUAGUAGUAUUGAAACUGCUCUUUUUAUUGGAUGACAAUUUAGAAUGGUCUUUGUCUAAUACUGCUGAGAAAUAUAAUGAAAACAACAAAGAAGAUAAGCCACGGUUUGAUUUCAGAAAAUGGUACCAAGUUAUGAAGAAAUCUAUUGAUGAGAAAAAACAAGAAUGGGAGGAAGCCAGGGCAAAGUAUCUGUGGAAAAGCGAAAAGCCACUCUACCACUCAUCCAUUGACAGAGCAGUGGCAUUUAAAAGAAGAGAAAUGGUGGUGGAUCUACAAAAACAAUUUAGCACAUUGGUUGAUUCAACACCAACUGUUGGAAGAAAAAAGCCUUCGAGUUUUCAGUUCAACUGGGCUGAAGGAGACGCGGCCAGAACCUGUUUCCACGGACACAGCCUCCAGGGGAUCCUGCAGAACAAAGGCCAGUCACUGACAACCAAGAACUCACUCUACUGGCUAAGUACACAGAAAUUCUGUAGAAGCUAUUGUAAACAUGUGACGACCUAUGAAGAAUCAAAUUUUUCUCUGAGUUAUCAGUUUAUAAUAAACCUCUUCGCCUUCCUGCUAAGAAUAAAGACCUCUUUUCUCCAUGAAGAAGUGAGCUUAAUUGAAAAGAGACUUUUCAAAACAAAAUACAGCAAAACGAAAAAGAAAUCUUCAAGAUCCAGGAAAGGGAGAAAAUACUGAGAAAAAUGAAAUCGAAACUCUCUUGGGAAAAUAUCUCAAUAGUGACAAUGAUGUCAAAUUAUAAUAUUCCAGAGAAUCGUGGAAAGUAGAAUUUUAUUACAUAUACAUGCUUACAUAGACACACAUCUGUAGCAAAUGUGCUUAUAAAAACACGUAUUGGAAAACAAGUGAACUCUUGUAUUAUUUUUUAAAUUAUGAAUGUUUCUUGACAAAAUUAAAAUAAGUUUUAUAAAUAA